CAUUGCUCAAGACUUUUCUUUUAUGGGCGAGUGAAGGAAAAAUAUUAAAAUAAUAUAAUCGAAAAAAAGUGUUAGUCUUAAGUAACAAAUCUAAUUUAUUUGGGAAUCCAAAUUUCCUUUCAAUUUUAAUCUUUUUUAAUUUAAAAGGACAAAAUUGUGGGUUAAGAAAUUCGAAGAAAAAGAAAGUAAAAUUGUGACAUCAACAUUUUCCAUUGUAUUAAGAAGAAAGGAAGAAAAUUUUUCUUUACGAAACGUGAGAAAAAUUUCGAAAGAUGGCGAUAGAAACAGAAAUAAUAGCAAACGGAGUGACAUCAUCUAAUAAGAAAAAAGAUGCAGUGGAUUCUAAAGAAAAUUUAUGGUCCGCAAUUUUGAAUGAAGUUCAAAAACAAAGCAGCACAAAGCUCCCAUCAAAUAAGUCAUUGUUAGUAUUAGGUGAUAAUGCCACAGGAAAAACAACACUAAUUGCAAAAUUGCAAGGAGUAGAAGAUCCGAAGAAAGGAUCUGGUUUAGAAUACGCUUAUAUAGAUGUAAAAGAUGAAUAUAGAGAUGACAUGACAAGAUUAGGGGUUUGGGUUCUGGAUGGGGAUCCAGGACAUACAAAUUUACUGAAAUUUGCGCUUAAUGAAACAAAUUAUGCACAUACAUUAAUUAUUUUAACAGUUUCAAUGACAACGCCAUGGGGAUGGCUAGACCAAUUACAGCAUUGGAUUAAAGUUUUGCAAAAACACAUAGAUAGUUUAAAGUUAGAAAAGGAUGAAAAAGAGGAGGCAAAGCAACGUUUGGUGACUUCGUGGCAAAGUUAUUGUGAAGUUGGCGACGAUUUGGAUCCCAGUUCGCCAAUAAAGAGAACGGUUAGAAAUAAUUCUGUUGAUGAUGAUGAUUUGUUACCAUUACCUGAAGGUGCACUUUUGAUUAAUUUAGGCCUUGAUAUUGUUGUUGUUGUCACAAAGACCGAUUAUAUGACAACCUUAGAAAAAGAAUACGAUUAUAGGGAUGAACAUUUUGAUUAUAUACAACAAUGGGUAAGGAGAUUUUGUUUAGAGCAUGGCGCAUCCUUAUUUUACACUAGUGUUAAGGAAGAUAAGAACUGUGAUCUCUUAUAUAAAUAUUUAACACAUCGAAUUUAUGGUUUACCAUUCCGUACACCUGCACUAGUCGUUGAAAAAGAUGCUGUAUUGAUUCCGGCUGGCUGGGAUAAUUUGAAGAAAAUUAGUAUUUUACACGAAAAUAUGCACUCAUGUAAACCCGAGGAUUAUUAUACAGAUGUGAUUGCGCCACCACCUUCAAGAAAGACGGUUUCAAGUAGAGAAGCUGAAGUUCAUACAGAAGACGAACAAGCAUUCUUAUUGAGACAGCAACAAAUUUUGCAACAAGAACAGGCACAAAGAGGUGGAUCGCCUUUAGGCCAAAGUGGUUUAAAGGGAUCUCCAAUUUCGAGAAAUCCUAUUUCAGGGUCUCAGGGCUCUCCAAGUAAAAAAGUUGACGCGAAAUUAAAUCCCUCAACACCUGGUGGAGAAGGUGUGUUAGCUAAUUUCUUUAAUUCUUUAUUGCACAAAAAAUCUGGUUCUCCAGCUACACCUCCGUCACUAGGAUCUCCACGUCCGACAGCAAAUGGAACGGACGCUGCAACAUCUGAUAAUUUAGCUAUUAGAAAUGAUGCUGCCGCUGAAUUAGAUCGAUUGGCAAGGAGUGUCAAAAAAGAUAUAGAUUUUUCUCAAAGUGAAUGCUAAAAAUAUAAUGUAAUGUAUAAAAUUUUUAUUAUGUAAGUUAAUUUUUUUUUCAUAAAAGAAAGUUACAAAAUAAAAAAAGAGAUAAAGAAACAUAGGAAAGUAACGUACAGUUAAUAAAAUUAUUUAAGUAAAUAAAUUUGGAAAAAAGAAAAUGUGAAAUUUAGUAAAAAUUGAGAAUUUUAAAAGAAAAUUAAUUUUUAUUCAAAAUAUAAAAAAAUAAUGUUUCCUUGAAAUUGAAAAUACUAAAAAAAAAAUAAAUAGUUAUAGUUUUAUACUUAUUAGUUUAUUUAUUAUUAUGCGGCAUAAAUGUACUUUAAAAAAAAUAAAAAAAUAAAAUCUAAGUAAAGUUGGAAAUUAUCAUAUCUAGGUAUUUCAUUUUGCGAUUUAAUCAAAGUUAAGAAGAAUAAUAUGUAAUAUUAAUUAAAAAUGUGAAUUUAUUUUGAGAAAUGUUAAAAAAAUCUUAUUUUUUAUUUAUCCUAUAUUAAUGAAAAUUGUAAUAUUUUAGGUAUUAAGAACUUGAAGGAAAUCUUAAAAACAUU
Condylostylus longicornis is the source of this 2269-nucleotide messenger RNA. RefSeq names its product cytoplasmic dynein 1 light intermediate chain 1 (gene Dlic). Bases 273 to 1730 code for a protein of 485 amino acids. Gene Ontology annotation, molecular function: dynein heavy chain binding. NCBI's taxonomy places the organism in Eukaryota, Metazoa, Arthropoda, Insecta, Diptera, Dolichopodidae. The transcript is spliced from 7 exons. The record is from RefSeq and is a predicted model, not a curated record. Gene Ontology annotation, biological process: microtubule-based movement; microtubule cytoskeleton organization. Gene Ontology annotation, cellular component: cytoplasmic dynein complex; centrosome.